UUGGAGGCAGGAGGGAGGGAGGGAAGGAGGGAAGGAAGGAAGCUGGGAAGGAGCGAGCGAGCGGGGGCGCGAGGCGUUUACCUGGAGGCAGCGGCUUGGGCGCGCAGAGCGGCCGCGGCUCCCCCGCACCUGCGGCCAUGGAUGAGGAGCGCGCCCUCUACAUCGUCCGGGCCGGCGAGGCAGGGGCUAUCGAGCGGGUCCUGAGGGAUUACAGCGAUAAGCAUAGGGCUACUUUCAAAUUUGAAUCAACAGAUGAAGAUAAAAGAAAGAAACUCUGUGAAGGCAUAUUUAAAGUCCUUGUAAAGGACAUCCCAACAACAUGUCAAGUGUCCUGCCUGGAAGUUCUCCGCAUUCUCUCCAGAGACAAAAAGGUUUUAGUUCCUGUAACAACCAAGGAAAAUAUGCAGAUACUGCUGAGACUAGCCAAGCUAAAUGAGUCGGAUGAUUCUUUGGAGAAGGUGUCAGAGUUCCCAGUUAUUGUGGAGUCAUUAAAAUGUCUGUGUAACAUAGUGUUCAACAGUCAGAUGGCACAGCAGCUCAGCCUGGAACUUAACCUUGCUGCAAAGCUCUGUAACCUCCUGAGAAAGUGCAAGGACCGAAAAUUUAUCAAUGACAUUAAGUGCUUUGACUUGCGCUUGCUCUUCCUCUUGUCACUUUUGCACACCGACAUCAGGUCACAAUUGCGCUAUGAGCUCCAGGGACUACCGCUGCUAACCCAGAUCUUGGAAAGUGCCUUUAGCAUCAAGUGGACCGAUGAGUAUGAAUCGGCCAUAGACCAUAAUGGACCUCCUCUCUCACCUCAGGAGACAGACUGUGCCAUUGAGGCCCUCAAAGCUCUCUUCAAUGUGACGGUAGACAGUUGGAAGGUGCAUAAGGAGAGUGAUUCUCAUCAGUUCCGUGUCAUGGCAGCUGUCCUUCGCCAUUGUUUACUAAUCGUAGGUCCAACCGAAGACAAAACAGAGGAGCUGCACAGCAAUGCAGUCAACCUUUUAAGCAAUGUUCCAGUCUCUUGUUUGGAUGUUCUCAUUUGUCCAUUAACCCAUGAAGAAACAGCCCAAGAGGCAACGACUUUAGAUGAACUGCCCAGUGAUAAAACAGCUGAGAAAGAAACAGUUUUGAAAAACAAUACCAUGGUAUACAAUGGUAUGAAUAUGGAGGCCAUUCAUGUUUUACUCAAUUUUAUGGAGAAGAGAAUAGACAAGGGAAGCAGCUAUAGAGAAGGUCUAACUCCAGUUCUCAGCUUAUUAACAGAAUGUUCUCGAGCCCAUCGAAACAUCAGAAAAUUUCUCAAAGAUCAGGUUUUACCACCAUUGAGGGAUGUGACAAAUCGACCUGAAGUUGGCUCAACUGUGCGAAAUAAGCUGGUGCGCCUCAUGACACAUGUUGACCUUGGAGUCAAGCAAAUUGCUGCUGAAUUCCUUUUUGUCCUUUGCAAAGAGAGAGUGGAUAGCCUGCUGAAAUACACUGGCUAUGGGAAUGCUGCAGGACUGUUGGCGGCCAGGGGCCUCUUGGCUGGAGGAAGAGGAGAUAAUUGGUACUCAGAGGACGAGGACACAGACACUGAAGAAUACAAAAAUGCAAAACCAAAGAAGAUUCUAUAUGGAGGCCUUAACAUUCCUAACUGGAAUCUUCUUCAGCCUUUGGACCUGGCCUAUACUGUUCAUAGGAAUGGUGUGUGAGUGUGGUCAGAACAGUGACCAUUAUGAGAUCUUGUUGUAUUUCUUAAACAUCGCUCAUUACAGGUAUAAACAUGCGUUCUUCACAUAGCAUCACACUUUCCCCGUUCAGAUAGAUUAGCAUCUUUUUUUCUUACAUCUUCCCUCUUUCAAGUGAAACAGUGUAGUGGGAUGUUUAAUUUGUUAAUUUAAAAUGCUUAUUCAAAUGGUCCCUGUAGAAGUGGUGGUGAAUAAAGUACUUUGGAAGCGAGACAAUCCUUUGUGCUCUGGGGAGUGAUCCACAGAGCUCGAACAACUUUUUCCCUAAAAAUUGUUAUGAAAACUUUUUACCAAUCUGGUCAAGCUUGUGAAGUCAGCCUCUGAAAGGAUUGCUUACCUCACCAAUCAGUGUGCCCAAGAUCACAGUCCGCUUUUUUUGUGAUGCAUUUAUUUACAACAGUUGCUAGUGUUGGCAGAAGCAGAGAAAUUGCCCUUGAUCCAGUUGGCCCUAGUCCCAUUGUCAAAAAUGUAAGUGGACUUUGAAUAACGCACCAAGGUAACCUGUAAUCCUUUAGUGGAAUCUGAAACCAAGAAUUGUAUGGAGCUUACACGCGGGCUAUGAGAGACAGUUAAUAUCACAACAAUGCUUUUUGUGUCAAAAUAAAUUUAUUUAAUGGACUGGAAAUGGCUUUCUGCAAUUAGCAAACUCAGACAAACUACACUCAUAGAAUUACAUGCCACACAGGUUUUUGGUGUACAUCUAGCCAUGUUUGUUAAAAGUUUUCAGAUAAACUUUGGUCCUGUAUCAAAAAGAAACCAAAUCUCUAAAUUCUAAAUUUUAUACCCGUUUGUUUUAUGCUUCUGAGCAUGGAGACCCCUUGACUGUUUAGAUGGUAUAAUACAACUGACUAAUACGAUUUGUACAUCAUUCCAAACAUCAAUUGAAAGAUGUGUACCUAAUGACAUUUGUCUCCUUUUAGAUCAGUAGCAUUAGGCUGGAUAUAUAGGAGCCUACUGGUCCAAAGAGGUGUCUGUAAAGGGCUGCUGUAUAGAGGGGCAGAGGAGGGGAUGGCCAAAGUGGGCAGAAUUCUAGGAUACCUCCUUAGAUUCCUAAUACCCCACACUAGUUCAUAAUCACAUCCAGAAGCUUUAAACCUUUGUACCAAGCAACUCAGGGGAGUUUCCUUCUGGACUAUAUUUCUCUCAGCAGUAGCUGUGGCAGCAGCUGUAUAGAUAGUUGCUUUAGCACAAGGCAAGGGACUUUGUCUUUUGUCAAGGUUUUGUUAUGCUGCUUUAAGUCCCAUUAUAAUUGUCUUUACAUAUCAGGGCUAUACAAAUGAAAAGAUAGCUUUGUUUUUAAUAUUGCUUGAAGUAAAUGAACCAGAAACCAGAACUUGAAGAUUUUUCUCUUUGCCUAGUUUGGGCUUUGUUGUUAUAUUUAUGUAUAAUAGGAUUUAACUAGCAAUUCUGGGAACUGGAAUUUAUUUACUAUAAGCAGUCAUAAAAAACAAUCUAAAUUCAGAUCUUGCAAAGACCAGAAUCGAACAUGAAAUCAUUGCCACUUCUGCCAUGUACACUGGUUCCAAAAGUUAACCAGCCUUUGUGAUAUUUGCAGUCAUACCAGUUUUGCCCUUUCAAAACUGAGUCUCCUAAUUUUUCUUUUGUAUUACAAUUUGAGUAAACGGCUAGCAAAAGGCCAGAUCUGUUAGCUGAUCUACUGUUGAGCUUUUCUCGAGGUUUCACUUCCUAUAGAUUCACAACAUAGUUUUCUAUAUCAUUUAUGUCAAGAAUAUCACUCUUAAUCCAACAGCCUAACACAGGAAACAGGAAACAUUUAAAAAGCAAUAUAAUUUUAAAAAGGCAUUUUGGAACUUUUUAAAUUGCCUAAGUGCAACUUGGUAUUCAUGUAUGUAUGUGUAUUCAGUAUGUAUAUUUGUAUGGCUGAUACAUGAUAGACACUUAAUAAAUAUUUGAUUUGAUAAAUGAAUAAACAAAUGACUACAACAUUAUCCUAGUUCUUUACAUUGCUAAUAGAAUGUAAAAACUUGGAUUAAGAUGUUUCAUAAUUUACCCUCUUUCUUUAAUGUAGAAUCAGUGUUACAUUUACAUGGUAAUUCUCAAAUUACUUGAGGCAUUUUCAGCCUCGGUCUCCAUUAACUGGUGUCUCUUCAAAAUGUCUUAUAUCUGAAUUUACCUAUAGCAAACUCCAGAAAACACCUAGUUGUUGCAUGGCUUCUUUAGUUAAUGAAGAUUACACAUGCAGCUCCAUAGCGAUGAUUUAAGCAAAUCAUCCAAGGCCUUCUGGCUUAUUUCUUAGCAAGUGGCUCACUUAUGCCAAUAAUAAUAGCUGCUAUUGGGGCCGGCUCCGUGGCCGAGUGGUUAAGUUCGCGCGCUCCGCUGCGGCGGC
Messenger RNA from Equus caballus (horse), 4062 nucleotides. Lineage: Eukaryota; Metazoa; Chordata; Mammalia; Perissodactyla; Equidae. The record is from RefSeq and is a predicted model, not a curated record.